Molecule: messenger RNA, 4499 nt
Organism: Xylona heveae TC161
Lineage: Eukaryota; Fungi; Ascomycota; Xylonomycetes; Xylonales; Xylonaceae
Product: HbrB-domain-containing protein
Exons: 2
Coding region: 388-4308 (1306 amino acids)
Biological process (GO): TORC2 signaling
Cellular component (GO): TORC2 complex
Source: RefSeq, a predicted model, not a curated record
AGUUACCCGCAUUUAUUGCAACCUGGAUCUGGACCUGGACCGGCAGUGAAUAAUUAUUCAGGGACCCUGGCCCUCAUCUUCCCCUCUAAACAGACCAUGACGAUUGAAUGAAAUCUCACGCCAAUUUCAUAGCGACAUGUACACUCUCUUACGAUGACGUGGUAAGAACUAUGAACACUGUGCUACCAGCUUCGGAAUUGCUUCACUACUCUGAUGCGCCACGGAUUUACUAUUUUCUUUCAAGGGGACGAGAGUAUCUGCUUGACCGACUUUUGGCCCCGCCCUUUGUCGAGCUCCCGAGAGACAUCGCUCUUACAACCUGACUUCACCUCGGAAUCCGUUCCUCAGCCGGCAUGAUCAACGAUUGAACCAAGGGCGGUUUACGAAAUGAAUAACGCCUCACAGCCUUCUCCACGCCUUUCCGCCAGCGGCCUGCCCUCUAGCAGAGGGAGUCCUGCAUUCCAACCUUCGCUGUCAUCGCAGCAUCCAAAUGUGAACUUACACCAACCUUCGCCGUUGAACCCUUCGGUGUCAGCGUCGCAAUAUGCUCACUUGCAGCAGCAACGGCGGCCGGGCUCCCGAUCCAGCGAAUCCUCCGACUCUUCGCAAAUAACGGCAUUGUCAAUUGGUGGACGACCGACCGUGACAGCUACUGCUAGCUCUAGUAGUGUUCAUAACCCAACACGACCAUCGGCGCAGGUCAUCCACGCUGCCACCCAUGGAUACGGUGACCUGGGCCUACGAAAGUCGCCCCGCAUGGCGUCUGCGGAUCACCUGGGUCAUCGUCCGCGCCAACACUCACAGGGCUUCUUUGAACCUUCUCUGCCGACCGCCUCUGCGGUCUCGGGGAACCUGACAGCUUCUCAGAUUGCGGCGCAGGCUGCGAUGCAACAGCAGCAACAAUCCGCGCAACAUGCCCGCAAACGCUCACAAACAGUCCCGAACCAACAAGCACCGCCUCCUGAACCUCCGACCGGACGACGCAAACCUAAUUCGCCGCAGCUCGGUCAACAAUCAUUACAACAACAGCAAGGGCAGUAUGUUCAGCCCGGCAUCAACACGACGCAUCUACAUCCUCAAUACCAAAAUGGCCUAUUAGCUCCGCAUACGGCUGCAACGACUGCGGCAAAUGUUGUCUUCCCUCGUAGCGCAGCAUCGUCGCCCGGUAUCGUCCCUCCUGAUCAUGGACAGCUGGCAUCCCCGGUGCUGCAGUCGGCGCAAUUGUCCGAAAAGGAGACCAAACAGAAGUCGGAAAAGUCGAAGAUGAAGCUCUUUUCGAAGCCGAAGGUGAUUGGUAUAUCCAAGGACAAGGAUACGGACAAGAAGGAGAAACCACUUUCGUCUCCCAACCGGCUGGGUUUGUCGAAUGUCAAUCCCAUACCACGGAUGGCAAGCGGAUCUACAAUUAAUUUGGUCGAUUCUGGCUCAUCGACAGGCGCACCAUCGCCAUAUAUGCUGAGCAAUAACGCUUCUACUUCGACACUGGUGCCUGAAAAGGCGGUCACCGCGGAAAAGGAAAAACACAAACAUAAUUUCCUCUCACGACAGAAACACAGAUUAAAGGAUGACCACUACAAUCUCCCGUUGUCAUCUGCUUCGAGCAAUUCCAAACCUACUGAUCCAAAUGCGCCCCAGUCGCUCUACUCUUUUGCACCCUCAUCUCCAGGUCCGUCGGCGACUGCAUUUGCCAAAUCCAUGAGUGGGCUAGAUUUACGGCACGGCGGAAGAGCACUACGUGAGCGGAAAAAGGAGGAAAAGGCAUCCUCGGCCUUGGCUGCGGGAGCAUCUAGCUCUAGUCUGGGAUUGGAUCUCUUGCGGGAGCGGGAUACUUCGUUUGACCGGGAAUGGGCCAAUCCGUCAAGUCAUGGCUCAACAACAACGCCAUCGCUCCUGGGUCCGGGUACAAGCGGGCCUGUAAUUGAUACUGCAGGGUUACAAGGGUUUGGGCUGUCAAACAUGGGUCCAGAUGAUGCCUGGCCAUUUCUCAAAGCCAAGCUGAUGGUAAUCUUUGAAGGAGAGGAUCUGAGGAUGCCGGUGGAGGACUUUAAUCGGCUGGUUUCUGUUCACUUGCAACGGUGUAUCCAGCGUCGGUCCCCUACAACCAUUAUCGAAGAUCUGCGGGAGACUCUUCAAACGGGUUUUGCCUCAAUCGACCAAACCUUGCAGCACGUCCCUGAUGAUAAAAUCGUUCCUCACCUCGUCGAAACCUGGUUGUCUCUCUUCAGCACCAUCUUACCAUAUGUGCAAGCAGUCUUUCUCCCUCUGGACCUCGAAUUCAAGGGCCGCGGACCUCUGAUGACGCCACGGGAGGCCCUCGAGUUCUGGGGCUUGGGCGCCGGUGUGCCCACGCCCGGACCCGCCAACCCUUCCAUCACAGCCCAUCGCACCUCUCAGAGCAGCGGCAGCGGAAACACCAUAUGCAAACCAAACGAACCCGUCAACGGGGAAGAGCACUUUCAGGUGCUCGAAGUCCGGCGUAUGGUACUCAUUUCCUAUCGCGAUACCAUAAUCCUCCCACGCUACGAUAUCCUUAAAGCAAUCUUUUCCCGUCUCUCUCUGGAAAGCAUCAAUGUAGGCGUUCCGGACGAUACUUCGUACUCCUCAACCGACUCUAACGCAUCUUCGCCUCCUUCUCCUUCAUUCUCCUCAUCAUCCUUUGGCUAUGCUCAUGGAGCAGGGGCAUUUGAUUCCGCUGUCGGCAGCUAUAAUUCGCAUGGAUCCGGUUCUGGCUCGGGUUACGGUCAUCAACUCCACGAUCCAGGCUCAGGCCUGUCCAGCGCAGGUAUUCUCUCUUCCCCGCAUCGCAGCCGUGCCACGUCAAACACGUCUGCUGGAGCAAUUACCCGAUCUCGUGGCGGUUCCGGCGCUUCGCAGCCUCCGCCACAAUAUGCCGCUCAAAUCGUCUCCCACGUUGCGGAGACUGUUGGUCGUUUACUCCAGUGCAUUUCCGUCCUUGCUGCCAUCCAUAGCGGCGAUGACGCCCAGACAAAGAUGGAGGCCCUGGCGAGAGAACUCAAGCACAAUUGGCUCGGACGUGCUCGGACAGGCCGCAACCGGCGUGGGUUUGUUGCAACAAAAGUCCGCCCCUCGCCCAUCAUGAUUCAAUCAGGCUCAUUUAAUGGAAAUGGCGGUGGUGCAGUGUACGCCCCCGGAACCGACGGCAUGUCAGAUCAUCAUGACGAUCAUGCCGAUGAAAACAGCACAUCAACCACAGAUAAUAGUGAGCAAGACGGCUCCAGCUACACUUAUCACAUUCAUCAAUCCAACUCCGCCGGUACUCGCGAUAGAGGCAGUAACUAUGCAACUGCACAUCGACGACGCGGAGGCAGUGGACCGGUCACUUUUCCUUCCACAAUCGGAAGUACACCCAGUCACGACGCCAACAGUGUGGACGUCGACGGUGCCAGCGGCAUCGGCAGCCGCAGCCGCACUGGGAGUGGCACGAUAAGGGCUUCGAGACGAAAUACCAGAUCCAGCGCAUAUACUGACCCCAGUCCCGGGUACAGAGCAAGUGUUUCAUCGACACAGAGUCAAAGACAAGUACAAAGACCUCGCGAUUCGCAAAUCGGCAUCGCAAGAAGCCAUCAAGACGAUAACUAUGUCGACGGCAAUGACGAUAGAUAUCAUAAUCAUUAUCAUCAUCCUUCUCACUACUCGUACGACGGCACCUAUGCGGACGACUACGGCUACGCUUAUCAUCAUGGACCCGGAUAUACCAGUCAUCGCACUACUGGCAGCGGCGGUGCCGGCGGUGGUGGCAGUGGUGGUGGUGGUGAUGGUGGUGAUGUUAGCCGCAGUACCAGUCGCACAAGGAGAACCAGACGAAGAAGAAGCCUCUCAUCAGAAAGAGAUGGGAGUCCGACGCCAACGCCAACGCGUAUGCCGAGUCUGCAUAAUUCUACUACCACGACGUCGGCUUCGUCAGUCUCCUCAGCAGGUCAAGGUCAAAAUUCGAGUCAGAUUCCGACCUCAAGUCCAGGUCCAGGUCCAAGCUCAAGGACAAGGACAGGGACAGGGACAGGGACAGGGACAGGCACGAGCAGUGUCUCGUCGGUAGUAUUCGGGAGUAUCAAUGCUGGCGGUGCGGCUUCGCGACGGAGAGGCGGCAGCGGAGGGAGCGGAGGGAGCGCCGGAGCAGGCGGAAGUACAGCGUCUCCGCGAACGUUUUCGUCAACGCCAGCGUCGUAUCAUCGGAGAGGAGGGUCGUCUGUAUCGUCAUCAUCCAUUUCGUCGCAUAGACGGGCAUCAGGACCAGGGCCAGGAGGAGAAGCGUCUAUCGAGAGUGUCAGGAGGGGAAGUAUGCUCUAAGUUAGAUACCACUGCCGAGAGAGAUAUAACGGGAAAACGGCGUUGGAUGGGUUAUCAUGGGUUCAUUACGAUAUCACGUUCAUAUUUGACAGCCGUUUUUCAUUUUAUUUUCAUUUCUUACGAAAGCACGAAAAAGGAUUUUUCAAUCGAAAAGGCAGUUAUGGUACAUUUGUUCACAUUUCAUAGGGACA